Odocoileus virginianus texanus is the source of this 372-nucleotide messenger RNA. The record is from RefSeq and is a predicted model, not a curated record. Lineage: Eukaryota; Metazoa; Chordata; Mammalia; Artiodactyla; Cervidae.
AUGUGCGUGUCCCCGAGUGUGUGCGUGUGUCCCCGAGUGUGCGUGUGUUCCCGAGUGUGCGUGUAUCCCGAGUGUGCGUGUGUCCCCGAGUGUGCGUGUGUUCCCGAGUGUGCGCGUAUCCUGAAUGUGCGUGUCCCCGAGUGUGUGCGUGUGUCCCCGAGUGUGCGUGUGUUCCCGAGUGUGCGUGUAUCCCGAGUGUGCGUGUGUCCCCGAGUGUGCGUGUGUUCCCGAGUGUGCGCGUAUCCUGAAUGUGCGUGUCCCCGAGUGUGUGCGUGUGUCCCCGAGUGUGCGUGUGUUCCCGAGUGUGCGUGUAUCCCGAGUGUGCGUGUGUCCCCGAGUGUGCGUGUGUUCCCGAGUGUGCGCGUAUCCUGA